GGCGGGGUGGGAAAUCCUGCGAGAGUAGGAAGGCAUAUAAGCGGGCCCUCCUUUGCUUCCGCUGGGUGGUAUGGAACUGAGGCAACAUCUUGUGUGUGUUUGCGUGCGUGCAGUGUUCUGUGAGCUGCGAUAAUUGGAAUUUUUGCUGUAUUGGUGAAAUAAAGAAGAUAUGUUCACAUUACUGAAAUAUCACUCGGUGGACUAUUUACAUGAGAAUGUGGUUAGAAAGAAGUUAAGCAUAAGAUCACUAUCACUCCAUAUUCCUUCAUAUUUAUAUCCUGAUGAGUACAAUUGUCAUGCUGGCAUUGUUGUGGAUGAAGAAUUCAGGAAGCCAUGGACAAGAGUUCCAGUCCCCACAACUCUACAAUUGAAUGAUUUCUCAGAGCUGUAUCAGUGGAAGACAAUUUUUUCUGAGGAUUUUCUUGAAAAGAAGACAGUUUCCUACAUUGGAUCUUAUAUUAAUAACUUUGAAGAAAUUGUUCCAAGUUCAAAUCCAUCCUCUCAAAUUGACAUAGAGGAGAACUGUUUACUAACUCAGAACGGGGACAGGGAAAUCUUCUACCCUAUCACUUGUUCUGAGGGAGGGCCAACUCUUCAAACAGCUAAUCAAGAUUUAUAUAUUGAAGAUGAAACAAUUUUUGUAAAUACUUUGGUAGAAUAUAAAAAGCAGCUGCCUACCUUGAAUGACCUCUUGAGUAGACUAAAUGUAUUUUUAUUAAAAGAUCCUUGUUUAGAUUUCAAAGAGCAACAGAUCCUCAUAGAAGCUGAUCAUUUCAGGGAAUAUUUCCCUUUUCAAAGCAGUAUGGAAGUCCAUGAAAAAGAAGAAUUACAUAUGAUUGAGGAGCUCUUCGAAGAUGAAAAACAACUGAUUUUGCCGAUUGAAUAUGAUUUAUUGAAAUCUGCCAUCCUCCCAGAAAGAACAGAUAUACAAACAUUGUCAGAACUUAAGGAGUUUAUAAAAUCAACUCCAGAAAUAAUUGAUGAUACAAUUGAAAAUGAAAAAUUAUUUGAAAAAGCCCUCCCCACUGAGGAUCAGAAUGAAAUUAUGGUAGAAUGCUACCCCAGAGAGAAGAUACAUACCAGUCAGAACCAAUGUGAAUCAGAAAGCCAUGAACCAGUUUUUCACAGUGUGUGUCUUUCAGGGGAUUUGGAAAUGCCUUUAACACUUCCAUAUCUAAUAACUGAACAAUCCCUGAGAAACCCUAUACAUGUUGAACAUCAAGUGCAUCAACUUUCUCCUAUUUGUAAUAUUAAUUGUAUUCCAACUGAAGAGUAUACUGAAAAAUGCAGGGUGCAACUGCAGUCAGAAAACUAUCAAAGUUCCCUGGACUCUCUUUUAUUUAAAGUGCCACAAACCGAAGAACCUAUAAUUCACUAUUCAGUUACAGAUUUGAAAAAAAUGUUUUCUACUGAAGUAGAAAGCCAAAUGCUUGAUUCACUAAAAGAAGAGUGGUGGAAAGAAGAGGGGCUGCUGAGCAUGAUGACAGAUACUUUGGAACACCAGACCCCAGCUCUGUGUCAUGACAGCCUGCUUCCAACAGAAGAGGAGAUGUUGUCUAUAAAACCACUUCAGCUAAAGUGGUGUCUUGAACAAAAAUGUGAUACUAUUAGUAAACUCAAAACCUCUUCUUGUAUGACUCCUCAAAAGAUACCUAGAGAUGAUCAUUUAUCACUUGUUCAAAAAAGCCCUCCAAAAAAUGUACCACAUACCUGUGUUCCUGAGAGAAAACCAGAACUAAUUUCUGUAAUAGACAAAGAGGAAAAGAAAGAGAUUUGUGAAUCACAAGACUACAAAGCAUUAUGCAUUGAACCACCCGUGUCAUCAGUAAAUCAUAAUGAAUCUUUUGAACCUGCUAGAAAAUGUAAAGAUAAUUUGGAUCCAUUGAGCAACUUCAUCAUCCUGAGAAACAAACAUAUGACCAUGCUAUCAGAACCCCAAGUUAUUAUGGAUGCUGGCCAAAAAAUAGAAUCCAAAUUGCAAUGUGAAGAGGAAUAUACUCUUACUCUUGAAGAAAAGAGUCCUGUUGGUUGUAGCGAGCCAUCCCCUGAGAAAAAUCAGGAAAAGGAGAUGAAUGUCAUUGAAAUUCAAGCAACUGAUAGUCAGUGCCAGGCAUACAGUCUCUUAGAAGCAGUAGCUACUCCUUUAUUAAAAGAACUUGCCGACCAUGCUUGCCUCCUUGCAUCAAACUGGAAAUUUGCUACUCUUGGCUUUGACCAAACUAGAUUUUUCUUAAAGCAGCAAGAAAAAGUAAUAAAUGAUAUUUUUCUUCAAGGUAAAAAUGCUGAAAGAGAAGUCAUAUUCAAACGUGCAGCACUGGUCCACCUUUUAGUAACAGUUCGAGAUCUCCUCUUAAUGUGUACCUUGGACACAGCAUUGGGAUAUUUACGGAGAGCAAAAGAUGUUUACAAAAGCAUGUUAGGUUCCUGUUUGGAGAAUAUUUGGAGACAGCUUGAGAUUGUACAGUUUAUCAGGAAGAAAGAGACUGAAACCAACCACAAAGAACAACAAUUAUAUUGUCAGAUGUUACAUUUUGUACAAACAAACAAUACAGAAGAACAGCAAUUUAAGGUGCUAAUUAUAACAAGAAUGGACUCAGAUGAAGAACAUUAUUUCCUUAUUAAAACACUUAGCAAAAUAAAAGGUUUAAAAUGUAUUUCUUUAUCUCCUGAAAAAAGAAACAUUUUACUGGAAUCCAAUGACAUUUUAAAUGGCCUCAAGAAAUGUUCCUGCAUGGUUAUACAUAAUCAACAUAUUGGACCUGACUUUCCCUGGACUCAAUUCUCAUUCAUGAUGGAGUAUAAUUAUGUAGAAAACUCUUGCUGGACUGAACAUUGUGAACAAUUGGAUAUUCCUUACAUGGCCUUUAAAACAGUCCUCCCAGAUGAAGUUUUUAAAAAAAGUGCCUCACUGGACACAUUUGGAGGUUUUCUUUUAGAAAUUCAAAUCCCAUAUGUGUUUCUUACCUCUGAAGGACUUCUUAAUACACCAGAAAUACUUCAGCUACUAGAAUCCAACUACAAUAUAACUUUAGUGGAAAGAUGUUGCAGUGAGUCCUUGAAACAAUUUGGGGAUACAGAUCGUUAUGUGGUGGUGACUGUUGAUGAGUGCACAGCCAUCAUUAUUCAGAGUCUGGAAGAACUAAAUUGUGAGAAGGCAUCAGAUAACUUCAUUUUAAAACUGAUAGCAUUAUCAAUACAGUACAGUUUCUGUUGGAUCAUUUUCUACUCCAAAGAAAGACUGAAUUCAGAGUACUGCCUUACAGGAAAAACACUUCAUCAUCUAGCACUGAUCUAUGCAGCUUUGGUUCCAUUUGGAUUGAAAUCUGAAGAACUAGAAGUGAAGCUUGUUAUUAUGCCAGGCGUGGAAGAAACUGCACAGCUAAUUCGCCAGAUUGCGGACCACAUCUUGAUUUCCUCUGAGAGAGAUCCUCAUGAAUGGCUGGACAAGUCUUGGCUUUCAGUUUCACCAACUAAGGAUGAAAUGUGUUUACUCGAUUUUCCUUGUAUCAAUCCCUUGGUGGCUCAACUUAUGCUAAAUAAAGGACCUUCACUGCCUUGGCUUCUAUCAGCAACUCUCGAUCAACUUCAAGAACUUCUGCCUGAAGUUCCUUCCAAAGUGAUAAAGCACUUUUCUGAGAUUACUUCUUUGUUCAAUAUCAGUUCUUCCCUGCCAAAGUCACCUUUAAUUUCAUCAUCUCAAGAAAAUGGAUACCAAUCUGAUAACAUUUCUCAGUGUUCAAUAUCAAGUUCUUCAGCAUCCAUCAUUCAAGGACAGGAUAAGUAUUAUUAUAAUUCAAAAUUGUAUGAAAAAGUACUUGAAGAUUCAAGUCUGUCUUCAAAUUCUAAGAAUUCCCUUAUAGAACCAAGUGAAAUACAAUGUAUUUUGCCAUUUUCAAAAUGUUAUGAACAAACAAACUGUUGGGAAGAUUCUGAUCUGAACCCAUACCAACCACAGUAUACGGAUUUUCUAAAUAACACAGAAUCCAGAAAAACAACUGGCACUUCCUUCCCAAGGCAGAAUGAUUCAGAGUCAGAUGUCUUUUCCUUGGGGCUACCUCAGAUGAAUUAUGAAACAAGAAUGACUAAGAAUGUGGCUAACUCUGAUUGUAUAAACUAUAAGGGACAAUAUACUACAAAAGGAAAAAUAAAAAAAGAAUUGGAUGCCCCCAGCUUUUUACUAGAGAACUCAGGGUAUCCUGCUACCUGGAAUUUUAAGAAUGAUAUAUUAGAACCACAAAUCCACCCUCACAAAUUGCAAUAUGGUAGAGAACAGACAUCUUAUUAUACAUGGUUCUCUAAAAAAGACAAUUUAAAUACAACCUCUAACCCCUUUAUGUUUCAACAAAAUUGUCUGUCUGAUGAAUUAAAGGGCAUCAUGUAUGAUAGGCUAGAUGCUCAGACAGACGGGACUUCUUGGAAAGAAUUAACAGCUUUCUCCAAUGUGAAUUCAUCUACACAUAAUUCCUGUGCCUAUAAUUUAAAUGCAACUUCUGAAAAAUUAAAUAAUCUUUAUGUCCAGCAAACAUCUGGAAGAUAUUCAGGACAGAAAAGGCACAUUGCAACUUCAUCAAAUUUAGCAAAGAAUGAAUCAUUAACAGAUCUGAUGCAUUCACAGCAACCUCAACUCAAAAAAAGACGACUAGUGAUUGAAAAAGUCCCUGGAAGAAAUGAUGGUCAAACACGCCUUAAGUUCUUUUGAAGAAACCCUGAGCUCUUUGCUGCAUUGUAAAGAGCUUUGGAGUAUAUAUAUCACUGUGUCAAGCACUGUUCAGAUGUCUGAUUAUAUUUAAGAAAAGGUUAUUCUCUAUAUCCUCAAUGUUUCUAAUGAAAUUAAAUUUCCAAGAAAUAUAUACUACCUUUUUCUGUAGUUUACAUUUUUGUAAAUAAUAACUUAUGUUUAUUAGUUUAGUAACUCUCAUACGCUUCAAGGGACUUUCCAGAAUUCAGUUAAUUUUAGAGAAUGGACUUAUUUCUCAUCACCCAAAAACCCCACGCCUCUGAAAUGGAAUAAAGCAUCUGAAUCACCAUGGUUUCCACUGAAAUCAUGGGAUGAGAAAAAUACUGAGAUUGCCUAGGAGAAGAAACAAGUCUUUGAUUUAGGAUUGUAAUUAUAUUCUUAGUAGACUAUAUUUUAGCUAGUGGAUACAGAGUCAGGCCUGUAGUGGGGAGGACUAGGAUUCAAAUUGACUUCAGAUACUUCCUAGCUGUGUGACCCUGGGCAAGUCACUUAACCCCAGUUGCCUAGCCCUUACCUUUCACUCUUCUGCCUUAGGAUUGAUAAAAGACCAAAGGUAACGGUUUAAAAAAGAAGACUAUCUCUAACAGGGAACUGACUCCCAGGCAUUCUCUUUCCACAUUCCAGGCAAACUACACUAGAGUGCUCAGGUAUUCACCCCAGUUCUUUGUGUCCUUACUCUAUGACAUGCUUUCAAAUGCGAUAAUGUAUGGAAAGCACUGUGCAAAAAUUAAAGCAGUAUGUAAAGAUUCGCUAUCAUAAUGAUUUUGGUGUUAGAAUUGUAGGACAAUGCUGGAAAGAGCUAAAGACUUGAAAGGAUAUAUUCAGCUGUGUUUGCUUACAG
This is a messenger RNA of Monodelphis domestica (gray short-tailed opossum), 5579 nucleotides long. RefSeq names its product shortage in chiasmata 1 (gene SHOC1). Gene Ontology annotation, biological process: resolution of meiotic recombination intermediates. The record is from RefSeq and is a predicted model, not a curated record. Lineage: Eukaryota; Metazoa; Chordata; Mammalia; Didelphimorphia; Didelphidae. Gene Ontology annotation, cellular component: condensed nuclear chromosome. Gene Ontology annotation, molecular function: ATP hydrolysis activity; single-stranded DNA binding.